This is a messenger RNA of Vespa mandarinia (Asian giant hornet), 1871 nucleotides long. RefSeq names its product RIO kinase 2 (gene RIOK2). Gene Ontology annotation, cellular component: preribosome, small subunit precursor; nucleus; cytosol. Gene Ontology annotation, biological process: maturation of SSU-rRNA; protein phosphorylation. Gene Ontology annotation, molecular function: protein serine/threonine kinase activity; ATP binding. The record is from RefSeq and is a predicted model, not a curated record. Lineage: Eukaryota; Metazoa; Arthropoda; Insecta; Hymenoptera; Vespidae.
GAUUCAUGAUUGAAAAAACGGACUACCAAUGUGGUCAUAUGUACAAAGUUAUUUUAAUAACAUAGUGUAGUAUUGGUUAUUGUUACUCAUUAAAUAAAAAGAGUUUUUGAACGAUAUUGAACAAAUAAUUUAAGGAAACAUCCAGGAAAUUUUUAUUGUUAUAUUUUUUAAAGUUAAGUCAUCAUGGGAAAGUUAAAUGUUACGAUGUUACGUUAUUUAACGAAGGAAGAUUUCCGUGUAUUGACGGCUAUUGAAAUGGGUAUGAAAAAUCAUGAACUUGUACCAGCUUCACUUGCUGCACAAAUAGCAAAUUUGCGUUAUGGUGGAGUUCAUAAAUUAUUAAAAGAACUGUGUAAGCAUCGAUUACUCAGUUAUGAAAGAGGAAAACAUUAUGAUGGUUAUCGUUUGACGAAUGCUGGUUAUGAUUACUUAGCCUUAAAAGUAUUGACACAAAGAGGCAUUGUUGGUUCUUUUGGCAACCAAAUAGGUAUUGGAAAAGAAUCGAACAUUUAUGUAGUUGCAGACGAAGAAGGAAAUCCAGUCUGCUUGAAGUUACAUAGAUUAGGUAGAACAUGCUUCAGAAAUAUCAAAGGAAAAAGAGAUUACCAUCAGCACAGAAAAUCUGCAUCCUGGUUGUAUCUAUCUCGAAUAUCAGCAACAAGAGAGUUUGCUUAUAUGAAAGCGCUCAUGGAUAGAGGAUUUCCAGUACCAAAACCAAUUGAUUUUAAUCGACAUUGUGUUGUUAUGGAGCUGGUUGAAGGUGGACCUUUGUGUGGUGUUUAUGAAGUAAGUGAUGUGGAAGCAUUGUAUGAUGAAUUGAUGAAUUUAAUUGUCACACUUGGAAAUUAUGGUGUUAUCCAUGGUGAUUUUAAUGAAUUUAAUAUUAUGAUAACGAAUGAUGGUAAACCAAUUAUUAUUGAUUUUCCACAAAUGAUUUCCACCGAGCAUAUAAAUGCAGAGCUUUAUUUUGAAAGAGAUGUCAAUUGUAUUCGUGAUUUUUUUAAAAGAAGAUUUGGAUAUGAAAGUGAACUCUAUCCUACCUUCAAAGAUGUUUUACGAGAAGAUUGUGUUGAUAUAGAAAUUAAAGCUAGUGGUCUUACAAAACAGAUGGAAAAAGAUCUAUUAAUAGAAAUGGGUUUUGAAAAGGAUGAAAGUGACGGAACGUAUGAUGAUGAUGAUAAUGAUAAUGUUCAAGAGUUAAAUGUCGAAAAUGAAAUAGAUAAUUUACGAUCAGAAGUGGAACAAUUGAUGCAUGAAGAUAUACCUUCAUCAAGAUAUAAACAGGAAGAAAAAAUUGAAUCUUUAAAAGAAGAAGUUGAUACAAAUAUCGGAAUAAGACAACUCAAAAUAAAUGACAGUAAAGAUAAUGAUGAUAUAGAUAAAAAAAAUAAAUCGAUAGAAAAUAAACCUGACAUUCCAUGCGAAAUUGGAACUAUGGCAAAUCUAAAUACUGUUUUUUCGUCAAAUUGUACUAACACAUUAGAGACUGAUUCUAUUGAUGAUAAUGAAUUUAGUGAUCUAAACAGUGUCAGAAGUGUUUCGACAGCAGCCACUAUAUCACCGAAUGUAAUAAAAAAGAGAACAAAACAAUCUUUAGAAAAACGAGAAAGAAAGGGCCUUUCUAGAAAGAUUCUAGUGAAAGGUGAAGCUAGUGCAGUAACUAGAGUUAGAAGGGAAAAUAGAGAUACUAUCAAACAGUCUACUACAGGUAUAUGGGGCUGGGAGUAAGAUUAUUAUUUAUCUUUAAAUUAUUAUAACAAUAACAAAAGAAUGUAUUUUUACUAUACAAAAGUGCAUAGAUAAUACUGCAAAUAUAAAUUGGAUUUAUAUGAUUUACAUAUGCCAUCGUACACUAUACAGUUUUUAAGUUA